UUUAGAUUCAAUUCAGUCAGUUAUUUGAUUUCGAAUUCAGUUAUUUUGGAUUUUAAAAAUUGAAAAGUAAAUAUUUUUUUUAAAAUUUUAAUCGGUUCCAUUUAGUUUAGUUAUAAUUCUAUUAUGUUCGGUUUUUAAAUAACCGAACGGUUUGGCGCAAAAGGCUUUGAUAUGGAACAUAUGAUUACUAUACACAAUGCAUUAUUGCUGCGAAUAGAGGGCCUUAAAUGGGCCUGUGGUAUGAUAAGCCGGGCCCAGCAGGAGAGAGUGUUUUAGUUUUUAAUUUCCGGAACAGAGCCUGCCAUUUUCUCGCACCGGUAGACCGACGACGGCGAUGGUCGGAGCUCUGCUGCGUAAAGCCCGUGGUUUGGUAGCAGUCACAGCCACAUCCGCCGCCCUCGCCGCUUCUCUUUCUCUUUCAUCCUCUUCGUAUUGUUCGUCUUCCUCAGGGGAGACUCUCAGGACAGAGCUGUGCAUCAUCGGAAGCGGACCUGCUGCCCACACAGCCGCCAUCUACGCCGCCAGAGCCCAACUCCGUCCGAUCAUCUUCGAGGGAUGGAUGGCCAACGACCUCGCUCCAGGUGGCCAGCUCACCACCACCUCCGUCGUCGAGAACUUCCCCGGUUUCCCUGAUGGCAUCCUCGGCCUCGAUCUCGUCGACCGCUUCCGCCACCAGUCCCUCCGCGCCGGCGCUUCCAUCUUCACUGAGACGGUUACCAAAGUCGAUCUUUCCUCCUCUCCUUUCCGGAUAUUCACCGAUUCGAAGUCCGUCUUGGCCAACGCCGUCAUCGUCGCCACCGGAGCCGUCGCCAAGAGGCUCCAUUUCAAAGGCUCCGAUGGCUUCUGGAACCGCGGCAUCUCCGCUUGCGCCGUCUGCGAUGGGGCUGCUCCCAUAUUCCGGAACAAACCUCUGGCGGUUAUCGGCGGGGGAGAUUCGGCCAUGGAGGAGGCCACGUACCUGACCAGAUACGGAUCGAAGGUGUACAUAAUCCACCGGAGAGACAGACUAAGGGCGUCGAGGAUAAUGCAGCAGAGGGCGAUGUCAAACCCUAAGAUUGAAGUAAUAUGGAAUUCAGAGGUGGAGGAGGCGUACGGGGAAGGAGUACUGGGGGGUUUGAAGGUGAGAAACGUGGUAUCUGGUGAAGUGAGGGAUGUGAGGGUGUCAGGAUUGUUCUUCGCGAUCGGGCAUGAACCCGCCACCAAAUUCUUGGAUGGGCAACUGGAGCUAGAUGCUGAUGGCUAUAUCGUGACGGAGGCCGGAAGUACACGGACGAACGUGCGCGGUGUUUUCGCAGCGGGAGACAUCCAGGACAAAAAGUACAGACAGGCCAUCACUGCUGCCGGCACUGGGUGCAUGGCUGCUUUGGAUGCUGAACACUAUUUGCAGGAGAGUGGGUCUCAAAUAGGAAAAUAGCAACUGAGUCUCAUCUUCAAGCACAUUGUUAUGGUUUCCUGAUAUUAUCAUUUUGUCUGAGAUGAAGCUGUAGUUUUGUUAUUCGAAACCUUCUUGUAUCUGAUUUUGAUAAUAAUAAGGGCAGAGCUUCUGUUUAA
This is a messenger RNA of Tarenaya hassleriana, 1551 nucleotides long. RefSeq names its product thioredoxin reductase NTRB-like. Lineage: Eukaryota; Viridiplantae; Streptophyta; Magnoliopsida; Brassicales; Cleomaceae. Gene Ontology annotation, cellular component: cytoplasm. Bases 335 to 1414 code for a protein of 359 amino acids. The record is from RefSeq and is a predicted model, not a curated record. Gene Ontology annotation, molecular function: thioredoxin-disulfide reductase (NADPH) activity. Gene Ontology annotation, biological process: removal of superoxide radicals. The transcript is spliced from 2 exons.